CAUAAUUCCAGUCGUACACGAUCGAUAUCAUGGCUAAUAUCAACUGGCGGACGAUAAACAUCGACGCGUUAGACCCGGAUAGCCCCGCCAACUUCGACCUAAGCUCCCUCACCCCAGCCGUUACCCCCAUAUCGUCCGCCGAUGUUCAGAACCUCUCCCAGCAAAUACGGCAGCUCCUAAGAGGUGGCGAUAACGAGGGGGCUCUUCAAGGUGCGCUGGAGAGCCCGCCAUAUGGGGCAGACGAGAAAAGCAAGGAAUCUCACCUCGCAGCGGUCAUCGAGAUCCUCCAAUCUAUUCGACAGUCGGACAUGUCACCGAUACUCAGCCGUGUAUACAGCGCGCCAGGUGGGCCAGAAGCAUUGGAUGUCUUGAUGAAGUAUAUCUACAAAGGUAUGGCGCAAGCAUCGCCCGCGACCAGCACACGUAAUCUCACUCCUCAAACAACCGGUUUCUCGCAGGUUCACUCACGCGGUGGAGGGGAGGGCGGUGGCCAGGCUAUGAGUGUAUUGCUUAGCUGGCACGAGAAGCUUGUUGAGAUCGCCGGUCCGGGUUCGAUUGUUAGGGUCAUGACCGACCGACGCACGGUUUGAGCGUAUGCUAGCGACUGCGACCUCAGAUGCACACCUUCCCAGACGAAGGCGUGGAUCAAGUUACUUCCACGGAUGAACCAACACUUGCCGAUGG
Dothidotthia symphoricarpi CBS 119687 is the source of this 684-nucleotide messenger RNA. Its product is annotated as Arp2/3 complex 16 kDa subunit ARPC5. The record is from RefSeq and is a predicted model, not a curated record. Bases 30 to 590 code for a protein of 186 amino acids. Gene Ontology annotation, molecular function: actin filament binding. Gene Ontology annotation, biological process: regulation of actin filament polymerization; Arp2/3 complex-mediated actin nucleation. Gene Ontology annotation, cellular component: actin cytoskeleton; Arp2/3 protein complex; cytoplasm. Lineage: Eukaryota; Fungi; Ascomycota; Dothideomycetes; Pleosporales; Dothidotthiaceae. The transcript has 4 exons.